CCGUGUGUCGUGAUUACAGGCGGAUUGCCCGCCAAUUCCCCUUACUGGGCGGCAAGCCCUGGGGUUUGCCGCACCCUUUGUUUCAGUGCUACCAGGCUUCCAUUCGACCUUCUCAGAAACGCUCGAGCCCCCUCAUAAGUGGGGCCUCCAGAGAGGGUACCUUCUGUUUGUCCCCCCUCACUUACCUGGACCCCCGCACGCAGCUAUUGUUCUGGACGUUAUCUUCCUGUCCUAAGACCUUUCUCAUCAACGACCGCAUUUACAUCCCAUAAAGGCUCGUACCCAAUCUCUUUGUCCUUGCGAUUGCCUUUUCCACUUUGCACGCUCUCCACAAUCUCGCCUUUGGCGCCAGCAUUGCACAAUGGAUCCUCGCUUUCUGAGCACGAGCGUGAGCUUCCACGGCGACGCCAGUGCUGAGCGCAGCCUCCGGACUUCAUCGUCCAACGACGACUUCUAUAGGAACCGACAGACGACAGUCGACCACCUGGCUCAUAGCAGCCCAGCAAGCAGCUCCUGCGCAGCAUCGGAAGGCUGUCUCCCUCCUCGCAAGCCCCGAGGCAAAGGCAAGGGCACCUCGCACUCUCGAAAGAAGGACGAGCAUCACAUCCCUCGACCUCGCAACGCCUUUAUCCUCUUCCGAUGUCAUGUCGUAGCCAACAACCUCGUGCCCGAAGAGCUGGAACGAGACCAUCGGAACAUCUCCCGCAUCAUCUCGCACAUGUGGAACAGUCUUUCCGAGUCGGAUCGCGGCAUCUGGGCGGCGGAGGCGCAAAAGGAAAAGGAAGCGCACGCGAAACUCUACCCGGACUACAAGUACCAGCCAGUCUACCGCAAACCCGUCUCGGCAAAGCGCAACGUUGUCCGCCCGGAAGGCGUCGAGGAGCAAUGCGAGAGGGCGGCCGACUUGAUCAUGAAGAUGUGCGGAGAUGGAGGCAUCGCUCGCGAUGGCGACAAGGGCCCUAUCAGUCAAUCGCAGAAGAAGAAGGAGCAAGGCAGGCUUCGUGCCCAGGCCAAGGCUGCAGCCCGCAGCGCUCAGAGUGGCCGACCGAGGCCGACCCGUACCGAAAGCUAUAGCACCACCUCUGAUUUUUCCAGCAGCUACGACGACGGCGACGAUUUUGACAGCGAAGCCGAACGCGGAAACAAAGGCAAGGCCUUCACACGUGCUCCAGUCUUCGCAUCCGUUGCCGGUGAUCUCGCCACCAGCGUCGAACCUCACUUCUUUGUGCAACCGUCUCAGUAUGACCAGCAACUGUCAGCGGUGGACCCGUAUCAGCGCGAGCCUCUUGGCCCCAGCCUUGCCAAUGCUGGCGUUUACGAUUUGGCCCACGCUCAGCAUGUUGCGCAGCAAGGCGCCCGCGCCGCGUUGUGGGAGAGCCAUGUCGGACGGACUGGACAGAUCAUGGGCAACGCAGAGGGACCUCGCCACCCCAACGCCGAGAACUGGGAGAGUCAAGCAAGAUCGGGCUUUCUGAGCGACCAGUACGUCGCGCCGGGUGUGCAGAUUGGCGGUCUUGCCCAGCGUCAAGCCAACUCGACCACACGAAAAGCCCCGCCGCCGCCGCUGUUCCAUUCCAACUCGACGCCGCUAUUGCACGCUGCCUACGCUGAGGCUACAACCUCACGGAACGACUUUCGUUCGGACCUCUGGGACGCAGGUCUCGCCCACAAUCUCUCCUCCCUUGGUGCAAGACCAAAGUCAAUUGAUGUCCCUACUCCUCGUGCUGUCACAUUCGCCGCUUCGCAAGGAUUUGCUCCUCAACUUGCCAACGACGUCGCCCUCAUCAGCCCUCUCAAAGGCGGUUUCCGAAGAAGCAGUGCACAGUGGCAGCAUUGGAACUCAGCGGCGACCAAUGAUCCAACAGAUAGCCAGAGCUACUCACAUCGACAUCAUGCGAAACGUCCCAGCUAUGCGGGCGUUCCAACACCGAUGCAGGCCCGCCCCCCGCCUCUCGCCGAGGUCUACAAUGACCCCAUUCCGGAGAUGGGACAUGAAAGCACCAAUGGCGAGCGCCAUUUCGAUCAAGCUGCCGAAGAGGUUGCUUCUUCUUUUCCUAUUGAUGGCACUAGUGUUCGGGUGCAGGACGCCGAUGGACAGACUUUCGAUCUAGGACAAGCCAAUUGUGGCUACGGUAUUACGAUCGGUAGCGACGAUGGGGUAUUCCACUUUACGCCCGACUUCCUUACCAGUGCUCAGCAUGACCUCGGCCACGUCGGCUCUCCUACUUCCGCUCUUCAAGUUCCGACAUAUGAAGGAACAAGUGUAGCUGACACACAAGAAGUCCUGUCAACGCCGUCUCCGAUGUCCAGCAAUGGUCAGCAUCGUGUUCCGGGACUGCACCACAGGCACUCUUCCCAUGACCGGCCCUCUUCAUCCGGUUCCACUGGUAGUUUGAGCAGCCUGAGCAGCUCUGGGAACACAAGAUUCGUGCCAAUUACUUCGCCCUCUACAGCUCGGGCUUCUUCAUUUGCUCACGAUGACAUCGCCCGCCAAGUUGGCCAGCGCAUUCUCGGUCGAUGGUCUCGUGCGUCGGGUCCUCCGGAGCUACAAGGCAUGCAUUCUACCCUCGACGCAGCCAGCAGCAUGAGCGGCCAGUACAAUGAAGACUACGAUGCCAUCGAGACUCUCAUCGACGCGGACACUGCCGCAACCAGAAAGGACAGCGUAUCUUCUCGCUACCCUCGCUCCAUUCCCUUUGGCAGUGCGCCCUCGGUAUUGUCCUCGCAGCUAGAGAAUCUCUCACCUCGCCGAUACGCUACCACGACCAGCACUCCUUCGCCGCAAACGACAUGGGACAUGUACGGAGGUGACACAGUAGGUCAGCCAGUGUCUAUCAGUACUCUCGACGGCGCAUUCGUAGCCAUGUUGCAACAACAAAGUCCCGUCGCCACAAACGAUGGCGGUGUGUCACCAAGUCAGAGUCUGCACUCGUACAAUGGUGAAAAGCAGACAGGUCAUGUUCAGUUGCAAAUGAACCCUGCAGGCAGUGAUGGCGUUGGCGAGCUCUUCAGCCCCAGCCUCCUGCGCUCUUCCCCUUUGAACAAGGCAUACAGCACCACGCCCGACUACUCUCCUUCCAAUCUAGGUGGAAGCACGUUCCAGCAACAGCAACAGACGCAGCUACAACAAGAACAGCAGCAGCAGCAGCAGCAGCAACUCACAAUGAGUCCUUCCCACCUCCAGAACUACUCUGGAGUGCAGAACAAUGUCCCUAUCCAGGGCGUUUAUCAUAAUUAUGCACCAAUCUACCAGCAUUAGGGGUCUCAUCCGCUGGCCGGCGACCUGAUUCUCCUGGUCUCGCCAUGUAUUGCCCCACCAUU
Microstroma glucosiphilum is the source of this 3321-nucleotide messenger RNA. RefSeq lists its product as hypothetical. The coding region runs from base 362 to 3259 and encodes 965 amino acids. The transcript has a single exon. Lineage: Eukaryota; Fungi; Basidiomycota; Exobasidiomycetes; Microstromatales; Microstromataceae. Gene Ontology annotation, biological process: regulation of transcription by RNA polymerase II. Gene Ontology annotation, molecular function: DNA-binding transcription factor activity, RNA polymerase II-specific; RNA polymerase II cis-regulatory region sequence-specific DNA binding. Gene Ontology annotation, cellular component: nucleus. The record is from RefSeq and is a predicted model, not a curated record.